CACCAUAGGCGCAGCAAUAAAUCCUCAUCCUUAGUGUCAAUAUGUCACAGACUAGCUACGCUUACGGCGAAUUACCGAGGUCUUAUCGCAGUGCGACUUAUUACUCUUCUACAUGAUGCAUCUCUUCCUCUCCCCAUCUUCGCAAAGCUCGUCUCGAGGGCGUGUACGUCAUCGGCGUCCUCCGGGCUUCCUCAUGCGUACAAAUCAGGAUUUGAGUGCAGGCAGCGACUCUGCGAAACACACCAGGAGUGCCUCACAAGGUGUACUUGCCACUGUGGCUCGGUGGACGUCCCCAGCCACCCAAUAAUUCAUGCGAAACGCACGCACCAUAUUGCGAUACUUCAACGAAUCCUUCAUAACAUGGCUAAAAUGUAUCUAGGGUCGUUCGCCCGUGUCCAGGCUCUGUACUUACUUUCCAAAUUACGUCCCACAUUCGCCCUUUACGAAUCAGCUGAUGCCUGGUCCUCUGUAUUAUGCGCAACGGAUCUUGAACGGCCGUACGUUCAGACUUCUCCAUGUUGUUCCCGCUAUCGAUCAGCAUCAACAGCUGGAGUGCACUUGUCGCCUUUACAACAUCGAUGAUGCUCCUCCAUACGAAGCAUUGUCUUAUGUAUGGGGCAGUCCUGCCCCAUCUGUUGAGAUUCUGUGUAAUGGACAAUCAGUCGAAAUUGGGCCAGAACUGUCGUAUGCGUUGAGGAGAUUACGCCCCCGAGACUCCACACGCAUCAUCUGGGUGGAUGCAGUGUGUAUCAACCAGCAGGAUGACGCAGAGAAGAGCCAUCAAGUGCCCCUAAUGGGCCGCAUCUAUUCAUUGGCGAAAAAGGUUGUGGUAUGGUUGGGGCCAGGAAACAAGCAGUACACCUGGCGAGCUUUUCAAGUUUGCAAGCAUAUCGCCAUUGCUUGUUACGAGGUUGAUCGUCUGCGUGAAAGAGACACAGGCUAUUGGGAAUUACCCUUAUCAGAGCGUUGGUUCGAUCUGUCCACACUUCGCAGCCUACAUGAAUUGUUCAAACGGCCCUGGUUUUCCAGAAUCUGGUGUGUCCAGGAAAUUCGCCAAGCCAAAGACGCUCUUGUGAUGUGGGGUGAAGACGAAAUCCUGUGGGACGAUCUGUAUGUGAGCGCAUGUUUCAUUGGCUACAAUUCCAUGUUCCUGGAUCUUAGCGACCACAUUACAUCUUUUUCCGAUCACAUUCCCGUCCUUAACGCAAUCAAAAUGGGCGAAAAGGUUACGUAUCGUCUUCUUGAUGCGUUGGAAUGCUUUCGUGAUGGAUUCUGGGCUUCUGAUCCCCGGGGCAAAGUAUACGGCCUUCUGGAACUAGUCUCAUCAAGAUUUGAAGUCGAAGCCCUCAGUGUGAGUUACAGCAAGAGUGUGGGACAAGUAUAUGCGGACACUGUCUUAGUGGACAUCCAACAACACUCGCGAUUGACCGCCUUCGCUCACAUCACACAUGAUAUGGAUUACGAUGGGCCAGGCUCAAGGUACCAUGAAGAUCUCAAGAACCCCAAAGGGAUAUCAGAAUAUAGGUCAUGGGCACCACGAUGGGAUAAUAUGGAAUGUGCAGGGAAGUUGGGUAUCGACGACGCAGAUUGUCCUUGGAGUGCGUGUGGAGAAAACUUAGCGGCUAUGAUCGUCACGAAACCAAGUGAACCGACACAGCUCUGCCUUAAGGGUGUGAUCUAUGGCAGAGUAGACGAAGUCGGCAAUGUCAUGCAGUUCUGGAAUCUGAAGGAUCCUGAGCACGCCAACGACCCCAAGUUUGCCAAUGAUAGCAGGGAUGCCGACGAAAGCGAUCUUGAUUGCGCAGACUACUGGGCCAGCUUUGACCCAACUGGAAGACAUCCAUAUGUGGAUAAUCUUGAAAGAACAGACGUGGAAUCGUCUCCAGAAAGGUUCGCUCGGACUCUGACAGCAGGUGGAUGGGGAGAGGACAAUGAAUAUAUUGAGGGUCUAAGCACUGAAAUGCAAGCAAGACACAGUGCGGCGUGCGUUCAUUUGCUGCUUCGCUUAUUACACAUCCAAGAGUUUGGCGAAGAGGGCGAGUAUGUCCAUAACGCCGAUUCUCUCCGGUUCCAAAUUGAUGCUCGCCAUGCUUGCGACAAUCGGCGCAUGUUCUGGACAGACAAGGGACCGUAUGGUCUAGGUCCACACUGCAUGCGGAGAGGUGAUGUUGUGGUUGUACUCUAUGGCGGAAACACACCCUAUAUAUUGCGGCCAAGAGGAGACGGAUACAUAUUUAUAGGCCAGGCUUACGUCGAUGAGAUCAUGCACGGAGAGAUUUUUCACGACUCGAAGAUAUUUGCGCCACAGGAACAAGUCUUUUGUCUUGUGUAGGUAGCAGAGUAGGCUGCAAAGUUGACUUCCACAAGUCAUUGCGGUUGAUGCAUGUAUCUGCUCCCCGAGUACAUUCUGUCAGACUCCAGUAGCUUAUUCCUGG
Messenger RNA from Alternaria alternata, 2435 nucleotides. Its product is annotated as HET-domain-containing protein. Bases 455 to 2332 code for a protein of 625 amino acids. NCBI's taxonomy places the organism in Eukaryota, Fungi, Ascomycota, Dothideomycetes, Pleosporales, Pleosporaceae. The transcript has a single exon. The record is from RefSeq and is a predicted model, not a curated record.